Messenger RNA from Biomphalaria glabrata, 4655 nucleotides. RefSeq names its product regulator of nonsense transcripts 1-like. Gene Ontology annotation, biological process: nuclear-transcribed mRNA catabolic process, nonsense-mediated decay. Gene Ontology annotation, cellular component: cytoplasm. Bases 318 to 3632 code for a protein of 1104 amino acids. The record is from RefSeq and is a predicted model, not a curated record. Gene Ontology annotation, molecular function: DNA binding; RNA binding; hydrolase activity. The transcript is spliced from 24 exons. Lineage: Eukaryota; Metazoa; Mollusca; Gastropoda; Planorbidae.
CCUGUUUCUCUGCCUCACUGACGUCAGCUUCUUGCCAGACCAAUCUUGUACGUCCGCAAGUGCCCUGGCCAAGGAAGAAAAGCCUACUAAUCAACCCAUGGCAUUUGUCAACAACAAUUUGAUGUAGAUGUGUUGUCUUAGUUACAAACUAAUAAUAAAAGCUAAGUACAUUGUAAAUGUUUAUUAAGUUUUCACAUUUUAAUGGUAUACACGUGGAGAACGCUGAAAUUGACAAGAAUCUACGAGAACAUUUUUCUUGAGCAGCCAACAGCAUAUUAAAAUUUGAGUUCGAAUUCUUUACGAAGUAAUAAAAAAAAAUGAGUGUUGAUGCUUAUGGCCCUAGUUCACAAACACUAACAUUUUUAGAAACAGAAGAGACUGAUCUGUUAGGGGCUGACACUCAAGGCUCUGAAUAUGAGUUCACAGACUUCACAUUGCCUUCACAAACCCAGUCACAAACUCAAUCACACCAGGAGGUUAAUGCAAGUCAAAAUCAAAGCCAAAUAAAUGGCAUAGAUCAUGUUAUUGAAAAUGGUGAUGUCAAUAUUACUGUAUCUACCAUUACACAAGGCAUGGGUGAGCUUAAUUUUGAAGAAGAACCUGAAGAGAAUCAAUUUUAUAUGAAAGACUUGCCAAAACAUGCUUGCUCGUACUGUGGAAUACAUGAUCCAGCUUGUGUAGUUUACUGUAAUGCUAGUAAGAAAUGGUUCUGUAAUGGAAGAGGAAAUACAUCUGGCAGCCAUAUUAUCAAUCAUCUUGUGAGAGCAAAGACUAAAGAGGUCACUUUGCAUAAAGAUGGGCCUCUUGGUGAGACUGUGCUGGAAUGUUACAACUGUGGUUGUCGGAAUGUAUUUCUUCUUGGAUUUAUUCCUGCUAAAGCUGAAUCAGUUGUAGUUCUGUUGUGCAGGCAUCCAUGUGCAAAUCUUAGCAACUUAAAGGAUAUGAACUGGGAUCCAAGUCAGUGGCAACCAUUAAUCAAUGAUAGAUCUUUUUUGUCUUGGCUUGUGAAAGUACCCAGUGAACAAGACCAGCUGAGGUCUCGGCAAAUAACAGCUCAACAAAUCAAUAAGCUUGAAGAAUUAUGGAAGGACAAUCCUGAUGCUAAAUUAGAGGAUUUGGAAAGAACUGGUUUGGAUGAAGAACCAACCCAAGUUCAGUUGAGAUAUGAUGAUGCCUACCAAUAUCAAAAUAUCUUUGGACCUUUGGUGAAACUUGAAGCUGAUUAUGACAAAAGGCUCAAGGAAUCUCAGACUCAAGACAAUAUUGUUGUUCGAUGGGACACAGGAUUGAAUAAAAAACGAAUAGCCUAUUUCUGUCUUUCGAAAGCCAAUGAUGAAAUGAAGCUAAUGCAUGGGGAUGAGUUAAAACUGAGAUAUGUUGGUGAACUGCAGAAACCCUGGUCUGGUGUUGGACAUGUUAUUAAAAUCCCAGACAACCAUAGUGAUGAGAUUGCCAUUGAGCUCAAAAGUAAUGCUGGUGUACCUGAGACAUGUACACAUAAUUUUGUCCUGGAUUUUGUGUGGAAAUCUACAUCUUUUGAUAGAAUGCAGUCAGCGUUGAAAACUUUUGCAGUGGAUGAGACAUCAGUCUGGGGAUACAUCUACCAUAAGCUUCUAGGCCAUGAAGUGGAAGAUAUUGCAUUGAAAUGUACCCUUCCAAAACGCUUUUCUGCUCCAGGUUUGCCUGAGCUCAAUCAUUCUCAGGUGUAUGCAGUUAAAACUGUCUUGCAACGCCCUUUGAGUCUUAUUCAGGGCCCACCAGGAACUGGAAAAACAGUCACAUCAGCGACAGUUGUUUACCAUAUGGUCAAACAGAAUAAUGGACCUGUCCUUGUGUGUGCUCCAUCCAAUAUUGCUGUUGAUCAGUUAACUGAAAAAAUACAUAAAACUGGUCUCAAGGUUGUUAGGUUGUGUGCCAAGUCUAGAGAAGCUAUUGACUCUCCAGUUUCUUUCCUUGCACUGCACAACCAGAUAAGAAAUAUGGAUACAAUGCCUGAGCUGAAUAAGUUACAGCAGCUUAAAGAUGAAACUGGUGAAUUGUCAUCAAGUGAUGAAAAACGUUACAGAUCUCUAAAAAAGCAAUGUGAAAAGGAGUUGUUACAGGCUGCAGAUGUUAUUUGUUGCACAUGUGUUGGUGCUGGAGAUCCUCGCUUAGCAAAACUUCAGUUUAGUUCAGUUCUCAUUGAUGAAAGCACUCAAGCUACUGAACCAGAAUGCAUGAUUCCUGUGAUAUUAGGAUGUAGACAGCUUAUUUUAGUGGGUGACCACUGUCAGUUGGGACCAGUUGUGAUGUGCAAGAAAGCUGCUCGGGCAGGACUCUCGCAGUCUCUAUUUGAACGUUUGGUUGUGUUGGGUAUUCGCCCUAUACGACUGCAAGUCCAGUAUCGCAUGCAUCCUGCACUGAGCAGUUUUCCAUCUAACAUUUUUUAUGAAGGAUCUUUACAAAAUGGUGUUACUGCUGCUGACCGUACGCGACAAGGCUUAGACUUUCCUUGGCCCCAGCCAGACAAGCCAAUGUUUUUUUACAGCACUUUUGGAACUGAAGAGAUUUCUAGUUCUGGAACAUCAUAUUUGAAUAGAACUGAAGCUGCCAAUAUAGAGAAACUGGCAACAAAACUGCUGAGAGCUGGGGUAAAACCUGAGCAAAUUGGAAUUAUCACCCCCUAUGAAGGUCAAAGGGCUUAUCAAGUGCAACAUAUGCAAUACAAUGGAUCACUAAAUAAAAAACUGUAUAUGGAAAUAGAGGUUGCCAGUGUUGAUGCUUUUCAGGGUAGAGAAAAAGAUUUUAUUUUGCUCUCAUGUGUCAGAUCAAAUGAACACCAGGGCAUUGGAUUUUUAAACGACCCAAGACGUCUGAAUGUUGCCCUGACGCGUGCCAGAUAUGGUGUGAUCAUAGUGGGAAAUCCAAAAAUUCUAUCCAGGCAAACCUUGUGGUGUCACCUAUUGACUUAUUACAGAGAGCAGAAGUGUCUUGUUGAGGGACCACUUUCAAGCUUGAAAGAAUGUUUUGUCAACAUCAGCAAGCCCAGAAAACUUGUUAAUACAACUAACCCUGGUGGCAGAUUUAUGAGUAACACAAUGUUUGAUGCUAGGGAACUAUUGGUUCCUGGAAAUGCUUAUGACAGAGCUAACAAUUCCUAUAGAGAACCAGUAAUGCGUACGCAUGAUCAGCUGGGAUUCAUUGGUCCUGAGAGAGCUUAUUCCAGAACUGCAAUGAAUAUUCCAGUCCCUGUCAAUAUGUUUUUGCCUCAUCCUUUGCCUCCUCAGUUUAAUAAUAGCCAAGCUUCACAAGGUGGUCAAAAGGGCAAUCGAGGCUGGAGUGGUAAUCGAAGACAAAAACCAAACAAAGGAUCACUUGCAAAUAAUUCUUCUCAAAGUCAGGCCAGCCAGGAAUUUUCCCAAGGUCCUUUGACUCAAGGUAUGUCAAUGAGCCAACAUUUUCAAAUGAGCCAAGGCUUAAGUGGGCUUUCUCAGCCAGGUCUGAGUGGGCUAUCACAGCCAGAGCUUUCACAGGACAGCUUCAUGGCAGAUGAUUUUAGGUCUCAAAUGGAUGUUCUUCUGUCGCAAGACUCAACCUACCAAGGAGAUCGUCUGUACCCAACAUCACAUCUCUCCCAGGGGCCAUUUAACUAGGUCACUCAAUGGUUCAAGCCCCAGUGGAACUUCAAAGUGACCUAGUACCCCAACGGUCAGGCAUAGCUCACCACUAGCAACGGCAAACAGGAGCAGUAUGACGCGAAUUCUAAUGAAAAGGUUACUACCCGUUCUGGGACCUUUUAGUUAAGGGAAAAAACACCAACAGUUAACCAAGAUGACAGACAAGCCAUUGAAAUGUGACAUUGAACCACAGAAUGUCAAAUUCAUGCAGUAGCAGUCAAGUCUAAACCAAGGUGCUUUUUCAGGUGUUUGUAACCCAUUUUUACAAGGGACUUUUUUACUUUCGAUGAUGUCAAACAAAAAAAAUAAGCAUUUUAUGUGUCAGGCUUCAUAAUCUGGAACCAAUAUUUUAAUAAGUAGUAUAAAACUUAGUACAUUUUCAUUGUUAUCCAAAAGUUUUGUAUUUCAUUUUCAUUAGGCUUAAGAAUUUGAAAAGCAUUACCAGAUUGUUGACUAGAUUAUAAAAAGGUCAACAGGUAAUUCUAUAGACUUAACUGUGAGAUAAAGGACAUCACUGUAGCAUCUCAAUGCCUAUGUAUAGAAGGUUCAAAGCUCUAAUCCUGCAGCAGUAGCAAGAAGUGGUGCAAUACAGUUUGUAACUGCUGUGUCCUGAUUGUAUCUAGAUUUCAUGGGCAGACAUCAAGUGUCUAGGGUCAAAUGCUUGUUCAGCCAGCAUCUUAUCACCCUCUGACUGCCUUGUUUUAAAAAUGUAUCACUGAUCAGACAUGUAUUAUUUUCAAAGUUUUAUUUUCCAAUUCCAAUUGGUGAAUGAAUUUUUUUUUUUCCUCCCUAAUUGUAUUCGUAGAUAGUGAUAUCAAACUUAUCUGCUUUUAGCUUUUUUUUGUUUUAAAGUUCAGUACCUAAAAAUAAAUUUGUUUGGUGAAUCUUUUUUUUUUUCUAAGUUUUCAAAACUAAAAUUUAAUUCUGAAGGUAAAUUUGAAACUUUUUGCUUAAUACUAUGCUUGCUUUCUCUCAACUAAUAAAAUCCAUUUCCAGCAA